GAGAAAAUUCACGUUCUGGUAUAAUGGUGAAAAGAAAGGUCUGUAUGAUAGUUUCUACUACUCUUUCAGAGUGUCUAAAUAGCUACUCAGUACCUUAGCCUGACUUUUGUCCUCUGUUCUGUUUUACUAGAAAAUUUGUAUUCUAUCUAUCAAUGUACGUAGUUCUCCUUAAAUCGGCUGGUGAUAAUGCUACUAGCAUCGGUGAUGACCCUUAUGUACAGAUAUUAAAAAACUCAGGUUUCAGCGUAGACUUACUGGAAACUCUUGAUUUCGAGUAUAACAUAUCAAAUCUAGCGGAAUACAAAAAUUGGAGGAACAAUCACAGUUGCAUUAUUUUUAGUAGCCCACGUUCCGUUAUCGCAUGUGUUAAAGCUGGACUAACAGGUAAUGAAAAUGACCUUUGUUUCGUUGUUGGUCCUAGCACUGAGUUACAAGCUAAAAAAGCUGGAUUUUCGCCUAAGGGAGCUGAUUCUGGUGAUGCGGAGAAGCUCGCUAGUUUUAUUUUGAAGCACUUUGCCUCAAAAUUGGAUAAACCUAUAUUUUUCCCAUCCGGGCAAGUACACCGCGACACACUACCGAAAGUUUUGGAAAAUGAAGGAAAAAAAGUGAAUACCGUUGUGGCCUAUUCUUCUGUAGAAAAUACUCAACUUCAUGAAAAACUGCGAUUGAAUUUAUGUGAAGGAAAUCCUAUUCCUGAAUGUUUAGUAUUUUUCAGUCCCUCUGGCGUUUCAUUGACUGAAAAAAUAUUAUUAACCGAAAUUAAACCACAUCGACCGAAUAUUAAAUUGGUUGCUAUGGGACGCGCAACAGCAACACAAUUAAAAGAAUUAGGUUUGACUGUUUCAGCGGUUGCCUCAUCACCUAAACCGGAAAGUCUACUAACAGCACUAAAGCAGUUAAAAUGAUGUUUAUAGUCAUCAGUAAAGAAACUUUUUAUCUUUUCAAAUCCUAACUCUUUGUUGCUUUUAAUAUUCUUUGACUUAUUUGUAUUUAUUUAUUCCCAAUCAUUUCCAAUACCAAGGAAAUUUUAUUGCCUUUUGGGGAUAGUACAGGUAGUAGACACUAUUUAUUCAAGCUGCAUUGAUUAUGUUUUUUUUCUUCAAAGAAUAUAUUUAUGUGCUUUUUUUAUUUUACAAAAAUUGUGCCUUGUUUACUUAUUUAUAUCUUUAUUUGUAAUUUGUGAAUUAUACAAUCUAUUUAUUUGUGUAAACUAAUAAU
This is a messenger RNA of Schistosoma bovis, 1218 nucleotides long. Lineage: Eukaryota; Metazoa; Platyhelminthes; Trematoda; Strigeidida; Schistosomatidae. The record is from the annotation of a GenBank genome assembly.